This is a messenger RNA of Seriola dumerili (greater amberjack), 1958 nucleotides long. RefSeq names its product mitogen-activated protein kinase 1-like (gene mapk3). The record is from RefSeq and is a predicted model, not a curated record. Gene Ontology annotation, cellular component: nucleus; cytoplasm. Gene Ontology annotation, biological process: protein phosphorylation; intracellular signal transduction. NCBI's taxonomy places the organism in Eukaryota, Metazoa, Chordata, Actinopteri, Carangiformes, Carangidae. Gene Ontology annotation, molecular function: ATP binding; MAP kinase activity. The transcript has 9 exons. The coding region runs from base 190 to 1368 and encodes 392 amino acids.
UCCGCGCUCGCGCACGAAAUCCAUUUACAGUCCGGUAGUACAGAGGGCCCGGUCGGUACUCUGCUCCGUCAGUCAAACAAUCCACUCGAUUAAAGCCUCGGACAAACGUUAAACCGUGUUGAGAGCGGCGACGGCGGCGGUCCCUUGGUGAAACACUCUGACAGAGCAGGAGCGGUUUGGAGAGGAAGAAUGGCGGAUUCGAGCAGCACCGCAGCAGUCGGGGCCGCAGGCUCCAACAGCGCUGCUGCUGCCGGGGCGGCUGGCACUGUUGCGCAUGAUGGAGCGCCCGGAGCAGCGGGACCCAAGACCGGGUCCGAGUCCGUGAAGGGCCAGAUAUUCGAUGUGGGCCCCCGUUACACGAACCUGUCUUACAUCGGGGAGGGGGCGUACGGAAUGGUGUGCUCUGCCAUGGACAACAUGACGAACCAGCGUGUUGCCAUCAAGAAAAUCAGCCCUUUUGAGCACCAGACAUACUGCCAGCGCACACUGAGGGAAAUCAAGAUCCUGCUGCGUUUCCACCAUGAGAAUAUCAUCGGCAUCAACGACAUUCUCAGGGCACGGCACAUUGACAACAUGAGGGAUGUCUACAUCGUGCAGACUCUGAUGGAGACGGACCUGUACAAGCUGCUGAAGAGCCAGAGACUGAGCAACGACCAUGUCUGCUACUUCCUCUACCAGAUCCUGCGAGGCCUCAAGUACAUUCACUCAGCCAAUGUCUUGCACCGUGACCUCAAACCCUCCAACCUGCUCAUCAACACCACCUGCGACCUCAAGAUCUGCGACUUUGGCCUGGCACGGAUAGCCGACCCCGAGCACGACCACACAGGUUUCUUGACUGAGUACGUGGCUACGCGUUGGUACAGGGCUCCAGAAAUCAUGCUCAACUCAAAGGGCUACUCUAAGUCCAUCGACAUCUGGUCAGUGGGCUGCAUCUUGGCUGAGAUGUUGUCCAACAAGCCUAUCUUCCCUGGGAAACACUACUUGGACCAGCUCAACCACAUACUGGGCGUCCUUGGCUCUCCAUCUCAAGAAGAUCUGAACUGCAUCAUCAACAUGAAGGCGAGGAAUUACCUGCAGUCCCUGCCUGAAAAACCCAAGAUCCCCUGGGAGAAGCUCUUCUACAAGGCGGACUCUAAAGCUCUGGACCUGCUGGGCCGCAUGUUGACCUUUAACCCCAUCAAGCGUAUCAGCGUUGAGGAGGCCCUGGCUCAUCCCUACCUGGAGCAGUACUACGAUCCCACAGAUGAGCCAGUAGCAGAGGAGCCCUUCACCUUCUCCAUGGAGCUGGACGACCUUCCCAAGGAGAAGCUGAAGGAACUGAUCUUUGAGGAAACGGCUCGUUUCCAGGAAACCUACCAGGGCUCCUGAGACACACAGCCCUAAAGAGUGACAAAGCCAUGCAGAGGCUCGGAACAAGAAGACUCCAAAUGACAUGCUAAAACAAAAAGAAAAAGGAAUCUUCAAGAAACCAACAAAAAGAGAAAACAAGAAAUAUGAACAUUUAACUGCUUAUCUUUCCAUUUCUACUGCAAGAGAGAGCUAAGUUUAACUUUGAUUUCUGUGGUUGGGUGGGGUGGUAGGGUCUGUCGUACUCAUACUGUUUCAGUUUUGUCCAUGUUGGACUCUCCCUCCUCUCGCCUCACGUUUGCCUCCAGUCAAAUGUCCCGACUCCCACUGUCCCAUCUGCCGUAACUCACUGCUCCUCUCCUCUCCUCUCCUCUCCUCUCCUCUCCUCUCCUCUCCUCAUCACACUCCUUUGUUCAUCUCUCCUGCUCCUGUCGCUGAUCUGUCUGUCGCUCCUUCUCAUAUAAACACAUACUACUGUAUUAACCAACACCAUAACUCUCUUGUCUUGCUCCAUGUAAAUUACAACCUGGAAAAAUUGAGGGCUAAAAGAACGGGGAUGUUAAUCGGGUGUGUGUAUGUAUAUACAAAAAUAUAAAAGCUUUUUUUUCUUU